AUGAAGGAGAAACUGUGGGCGAGCUCCAGCCGCGCUGUUCGAGCCGACAUCAGCAACCUUCCAGACUGGUACAUCACCGAAGAUGAGGUGGACAUUGACAUGUCGACCGUCGUUGGCUAUGGCGGUGACGCCAAAAUCUACAGAGGAGUACUCAAAGACGGCACAAACGUGGCAGUCAAAGUCUUCGAUGCCAAUGUGAAGAGGUCCGAGGAAGCAAAGCAAAAGUUCCUCGAGACAAUGAAACUGUGGGUGCGUUUGAGCCAUUUUAACAUUUGUCGUCUCUAUGGCGCCUGCUACUUCACGGCAACCCCCUUCGUCGUGAUGGAGUACUGCGAGCUGGGGUCUCUUGACACGUUUCUCCGGCAAGACAGCCUCAAUCGCGCCAAGGUUAGUCUCGACAUCCUUGCUCAAGCCAGCCAAGCGAUCAACAAGAUGCAUUCGAAGGGGAUCGUCCAUGGCGACUUGAAGUGUGACAACAUCCUGGUCUCGGCGGGGGCUACCCCGCAAGCGAAAGUUUGUGAUUUCGACCGCAGCUUUGACUGGAGUGCACUGAAAGACAAACGGCUCGUCAAUGGGACAGCAGCAGCUGCGGGGGUCGAGAUUACGGACGCCGUGCGCUAUUUGGCGCCAGAGUGUGUGGAAGGAAUGCUGCCAAACAGCAAGUCUGACGUCUAUUCUUUCGGAAUGACGCUUUACCACGCAUUGGACGGAGUGUCGCCCUGCUCCGACAUUACGAGUGACGAAGAGCCGAGAACUUGCAAGUUGGCUCGUGAACUGCCGUCCCGGAAUGUGCGAUGUAUUAGUGAUGGCGCCUGGGAACUUAUCAAGCAGUGCUGCGACCCUGUUCCAAGUCAACGACCGACAAUGGAGAGGGUUUCAAAUGCGCUAAAAUCGUUGGCGAUCGAGCAGCGGACAGAUAGUCUCACUAAACUUGCAGUUCCAGUUAGCAAAGAGCCGAUUGCAAUCCUAGUUAACGAAGCGAUGGGUGUUCAGACGCCCACAAUGUACUAG
Phytophthora sojae is the source of this 1011-nucleotide messenger RNA. RefSeq lists its product as hypothetical. The record is from RefSeq and is a predicted model, not a curated record. Gene Ontology annotation, molecular function: ATP binding; protein kinase activity. Lineage: Eukaryota; Oomycota; Peronosporomycetes; Peronosporales; Peronosporaceae. Gene Ontology annotation, biological process: protein phosphorylation. The coding region runs from base 1 to 1011 and encodes 336 amino acids. The transcript has a single exon.